AUGGGGGCUGUCAGCAUCCUGAUCCUGGGCUGGCUGCUGCAGCUGCUGCUGCAGGCGGUGCCCUGGGCUGCAGGUGCCCGGCCCUGCAGCCCCAAGUACUUUGGCAGUGACUCCAUGGUGUGCGUCUGCAACGCCACGUACUGCGACACGCUGGACCCCGUGGUCCUGCCGGCCCCGGGCACCUACGUCAAGUACGAGAGCAGCAAGGCUGGCAAGCGGCUGGAGCGCAGCGAGGGGAGCUUCCAGCAUGACCCCGAGACCCCAGGCCUGCUGCUGACGCUCAAUGUCUCCUCGCUGUACCAGCACGUGAAGGGCUUCGGUGGGUCCCUCUCUGACGCUGCUGCCCUCAAUAUCCUGGCGCUGUCGCCACCGGCCCAGGACAACUUGCUGCGCUCCUACUUCUCCAAGAGCGGGAUUGAGUACAACCUCGUCCGGCUCCCCAUGGCUUGCAGCGACUUCUCUGUGCGUCCCUACAGCUAUGAUGAUGUGCCCCAUGACUACGAGCUGAAGCACUUCAGGCUGGCAGAGGAGGACGUGAAGAUGAAGAUCCCCCUCCUGCACCGAGCCUCGGCCAUGAGCAGGCGGCCGCUGUCACUGUAUGCCAGCCCCUGGACCUCCCCGGCCUGGAUGAAGAGUAACGGGGACGUCCGCGGGAAGGGCACGCUGAAGGGGCAGGCGGGGGACAAGUACCACAAGACCUGGGCCAACUACUUCGUCAAGUUCCUGGACGAAUACGCCAAACAUAAUGUGACCUUCUGGGCGGUGACAGCACAGAAUGAGCCCCUUGCAGCGCUCCUCACCCCUCCCCAGUUCCCCACCAUCGCCUUCACCGCCCUGCAGCAGCGGGACUUUGUCAUCCACGACCUGGGCCCUGCGCUGGCCCGCAGCCCCCACCCCACCCGGCUUAUCAUCCUGGACGACCAGCGCAUCCACCUCCCACACUGGGCCAAAGUGAUCCUGGGCAACGCCACUGGUGCCCGCUAUGUGGCUGGCGUGGGGGUUCACUGGUACCUGGAUAGCAUCGUCCCGGCCAGCUGCAGCCUGGAUGCCACUCACAAGCUCUUCCCUGACCAUUUUCUCCUUUACACGGAGGCCUGCAGCGGCUUCCUCACCCUCCGCUCCUCUGUGUCCUUGGGCUGCUGGGAGCGAGGGGACCACUACAGCCACAGCAUCCUGACGGUCCUGAACCACUUUGUGGCCGGCUGGACCGAUUGGAACCUGGCGCUGGACCUGGAGGGGGGCCCCAACUGGGUCAAGAACUACGUGGACAGUCCUGUCAUCGUGGACAGCAGCAAGGACGUCUUCUACAAGCAGCCCAUGUUCUACCACCUGGGGCACUUCAGCAAGUUCAUCCCCGAGGGCUCGCGGCGCGUGGGGCUGCACAGCAGCCGCCGAUGCCUCCUGUGUCAGCUGGAGCACGUGGCCGCCCUGCGUCCUGAUGGGACCCUCGUCCUGGUGGUCCUGAACAGGUUUGGCUUGGACGUGCCGUUUGGGAUCCGGGACCCCGCCGUUGGUUUCAUUAACACUGUGGCUCCGGCCAACUCCAUCCAGACCUACCUGUGGCGCCAGCAUUGA
Falco peregrinus (peregrine falcon) is the source of this 1575-nucleotide messenger RNA. Its product is annotated as lysosomal acid glucosylceramidase-like. The record is from RefSeq and is a predicted model, not a curated record. Gene Ontology annotation, biological process: glucosylceramide catabolic process. The transcript is spliced from 10 exons. Gene Ontology annotation, molecular function: glucosylceramidase activity. Lineage: Eukaryota; Metazoa; Chordata; Aves; Falconiformes; Falconidae. The coding region runs from base 1 to 1575 and encodes 524 amino acids.